AUGCUUCCUGCUUCUGACUACCUGCCUUUCCCUCACCGUCACUGUCUUCCCUACCAGAUCAGGUUUUCCCAGACGCGAGUCGAGUCAUUCAUCUUCUUCAUCAGGCUUCCUUCUCGCAGUCGAAGCGGUAGCGGUACUGGAACGAGUUCCCUAUUCGAUAUGGUUUCAUUCCACCAGUCCCCUAACAUAGAUAGCACAGGGUCGGCUUCACUUCGGAACCUUUUCUUGCUUUCCUUCCGUGGGCAUGAAAUGAACCCUGAGGUUACUCUGUCCCUGGCAUCCCUUUCUGCCCCCCAACUUUAUUCACUUCGCGGUAAACGGAGACUUUCCAAUAGCCAGCAGGUCAAAGCCUUUUUUGGGGUCCAAGGGUGCCGCCCCCUACUACCCAAUUCCUGUCUUCGGAACUACGGGGAUAGGUGA
Messenger RNA from Glycine soja, 420 nucleotides. Lineage: Eukaryota; Viridiplantae; Streptophyta; Magnoliopsida; Fabales; Fabaceae. The record is from the annotation of a RefSeq genome assembly.